GUGUGUAGUGUGUACUGGGGUCUCGGGAGUGAGAGACGUGAAGUCGUGAACAUGACGGGCGUCGAUGAAAUAAUAAAUUAUCAAAAGAAUCCCGACGAAGACUACUAUGCCUUGUUGGGGUGUAACGAGAAUUCAAGUGUAGAGCAGAUCACUGCUGAGUAUAAGAUCUUGGCUCUGCAGUUUCAUCCCGAUAAGAAUGAUGGUGACAAGGAGGCUGAAGCCAAAUUCCAACAACUAAAGGAAGCCAAGGAGACCCUGUGCGAUCCUUCUAAGCGCGCCCUGUACGACAAGUGGCGCCUCAGCGGCAUUGCCAUGGGGUACAAGCAGUGGCUCGGCAUGAAGGACCACGUGCAGCAAUCCAUGCACUGGAGCAAGCCGAACACCAAGGAUCGUAUGCUAGAGGGCGAGUGCGGCCGCGCUUCGGGCCCCUCGAGCCUGGGCCCCUCCAACCCGGCCGCCCGCCGCGCCUCUGAGGGCGGCGCCGCGCUCUGGGGCCGCUGGGGAACCGGCAACCAGGAACCUCCAUCCGAGGUCAUCAACAAGUUCCGCAACUAUGAAAUCUAAACCUAUCCCACUCCAUUGGCUAGUAAACUAUCACUUUACUAGACCAACACCUCUUGGGACCUUUUUAUUAUUUUUUUAAUCAAGGAGGUUAUUUGUGCCCUAAUCUCUACGUUUUUGUUGUAUCUACUUUAUUAUUGUACUUAAUUUAUUUAUGAAUUUACCCAUAUCACAUUAUUUGUGAUUAUUAUGUAACCUGGCUGUUAUAUUUAUCACUUGCCAUUACAAUUUAAAAACUUAGUCAUGUUAUAUUUGACAAUUUAUAAGUAUAUACUUAAAAUUAAGGAUAAUUAUUAUAAAUUAGUUAUAAAGGCACAAUAUUCAUCAAGUCAGCUCGCGGUAUGUUUCUCGAAUGUGGCUCGAUAUCUUAAUAAUUAAUUAAUUACUGUUUUUUGAGUGUUUAAUGUUGUAAAUGUAUUAUUGUAUUCUGUUUAAAGUAGGAACAGAAUUUUAAAUUAGAGCCCCAAUCCCUAGAUGUCUUAGUGUAAAACACUCUUAGCUGUUACCCCUUAGUCGUAAGCUGUGCACAUUCCUGAUAAACUUAUGAGUCUGAUUUAUUACAUUUCUGCUAUAGAACAAUAUUGAAAGUCUACUUGAAGAAUCUCUAUAUUUUGAAGAUUUAUAUUUUUGAUCCUAUUUAUACUAUAAGUAUGAUAUUAUUUUAAAAAGAGGAUGAGAAUAUAUCGGAGGUCGUUGUGAGAUAUUUACAGGGUAAAGUUGCGAGACAGGAUGGUUUGUUUGUUUUCACCUUCUGUAACCUUGACUUCUACUUUCUAACAUGGUCUGCGACCUAUAUAAUAAUAAUUAAUCGUAUUUGUUCCAAGAUAAAUGUUGUGUUACCUGUUAGUUAAGUAGAUAAAUAAAUGUUAUUCUGUGUUAAAUGUUUGAUCAGUAUUUAAUUAUGUGUUUUAAAUAAAUAUAUACUUAAAUGUUAUAAAUGGUAGUGGAAUUUUAAAAUUUAAAUGUUUUGUCUCGAUAAGUAUUUAACAAGCUAAAGCCAAAAUGUGUAAGAUGUUUUUAUUUUUGAUGUAAUUCAUCUUUGGAAAACAAUAAAGGUUUGCUGAACACCA
Molecule: messenger RNA, 1631 nt
Organism: Trichoplusia ni (cabbage looper)
Lineage: Eukaryota; Metazoa; Arthropoda; Insecta; Lepidoptera; Noctuidae
Gene: jdp
Product: J domain-containing protein
Exons: 3
Coding region: 52-564 (170 amino acids)
Cellular component (GO): cytoplasm
Source: RefSeq, a predicted model, not a curated record